Messenger RNA from Phacochoerus africanus (Common warthog), 1104 nucleotides. Its product is annotated as olfactory receptor 1468-like. Gene Ontology annotation, molecular function: olfactory receptor activity; G protein-coupled receptor activity. The record is from RefSeq and is a predicted model, not a curated record. Gene Ontology annotation, cellular component: membrane. Gene Ontology annotation, biological process: G protein-coupled receptor signaling pathway. NCBI's taxonomy places the organism in Eukaryota, Metazoa, Chordata, Mammalia, Artiodactyla, Suidae.
AUGACAAGAGGAAACCAGACUCACAUCACUGAAUUCCUCCUUCUGGGACAGACCAGUGACCCCCGAAAGCAGGCAUGGCUAUUUGCCAGCUUCCUGGCCAUGUACCUAGUCAACAUGGCUGGCAACUCAGUCAUCAUUGCAGCCAUCCAGGGGGAUGCUCACCUCCACACCCCCAUGUACUUCUUCUUCUCCAACCUGUCUUUCGUGGACAUCUGCUUUACAAAUGUCAUUGUGCCAAGUUUGCUGGCAAACAUAUUGAGCAGGGGAAAGAAGGUCCCCUUUGCCCAGUGCCUCACACAGAUGUACUUUGUGACCUGUGCGAUCACUGACAGCUUCCUCCUGGCUGUCAUGGCCAUUGACCGCUAUGUGGCCAUCUGCAACCCACUGCAUUACACCACAACCAUGGACCCCAGGCGCUGUCUCCUGCUUGUGAUCACAUCCUGGCUGGUGUUCCACCUCCACUCGCUCACCCACACCAUCCUCAUGGCCCGCCUCUCCUUCUGUGGGCCCAACAUCAUCCACCACUUCUUCUGUGAUGUCCAGCCACUGCUGAUGCUCUCCUGCUCGGACACCUCUGUCAAUGAGCUCUUGGCCUUCACAGAGGGCUCCUUUGUGAUCAUGAGCCCCUUCCUCCUCAUCAUUGUCUCUUAUGUGUGUAUCACCCAUGCCGUUCUGUGGGUUCCUUCCGGGAGAGGCAGGUUCAAGUUCUUCUCUGCCUGAUCUCACAUCACAGUUGUGACAUUGUACUAUGGAACAGCCACCUCAGUGUACAUCUGCCCCUUGUUCACCUACUCAGUGACACAGGAUGGUGAGGUCACUGUCAUUUAUACUGUGGUAAUCUAUAGCCUUAGGAACAAGGACCUGAAACAAGCUUUAAGGAAGCUGGCCGGGAGAAAAGAACAAACAAUAAAGACUUUAUGGCAAAGAUCAACUUCACACAGAUGUCCUUCUCACCCAAUGCUGUUUUCCCCUCAGGCCAACAAGGAGAAGGGGGAUUGGAUUGAGUCCUGGGUGCCCCAACCCACAGUGUCUGUUUCAUCCCACUUUGAUGGACCCUUCUCCCACCACCGAGCUUGUGAUCUCUCAGGGGAGUUGAGACAGUAG